Molecule: messenger RNA, 1482 nt
Organism: Argiope bruennichi
Lineage: Eukaryota; Metazoa; Arthropoda; Arachnida; Araneae; Araneidae
Exons: 2
Coding region: 71-805 (244 amino acids)
Source: RefSeq, a predicted model, not a curated record
AAAUGUGUCCCAAUUCAUAUAUAUCACAUUUUUAGGUCUAGUCAGUGAAAUUUUAAUACUUCAUCCAAAAAUGUUACAGGAACUGUAUGUAGUUUUGGCUGCAUGCGUAUGCUUUCACAUGUCUUAUGGACAAAAUUAUUUCUACGACGCUUCUACUUCUUCAGGACCAUUGAACAAUGAAAAUAGUUUUCAAAUUCGCACUGAACCGGUUGCUUCCUUUUCUCAAGCACAAUUUCCAUCAUUUGGGCCUUCCUCCCUUAUUGAUCCCACCUAUCAAAUCGCUCCUAUCGCAAAUCCAUUGCCUGUCGAAAAAUUCGUUUCUGAAUUAAAUUCAGCAGUUUAUUCCUCGGACACAUUACCAGACAUUUUUGAUCUUACAGACCUGUCGCCAGGAAAUUUCAGCAGAUUGCUGUAUGACUACGUAUACGAAAAUGCUGGUAAAGUUGUCCACAGCAAUCCUGAUCAUGUAGCCAGUAUAACAACAACGCCAAUAAAUGAAAGAAUAAUCACAUAUACUUCGCCAAUACUAGUGGACAUUUUUUCCAAUACUGUCGCCAAGUAUCUUUUCGACAAAGGUGCCCUCAAUACAUCUAAUGCUUCCUCUCUCGCCAGGGAAUAUGCCAAAUUUUUGAAAGAAAGUGCUGACCGCAACUUGAAGAAAGGAACUCCUGAGUCUAAAGUAUUGACUUUAUCAGAUGGAUUUAUUGAUUUCAUGAAUUCAGUUGGUCAUUUCAGUAACAAUGCGAUUGAAGAGCAAGCAAGGUAUUUUGCCACUGAAGUGAUUAGAUCUGCAAAUAAAUCUUAAUUUUUAUGUAUAAUAUAUAUUAAUUUAUAUAUCUAUUAGAAUAAAUGUGUUCCUUUUCACUUAAUCACUUUGUCACCUUAGGUACUGUUUGCUUUUUUAUUAUUACAAAUUCUCUCAAUACAUGGUUUCUAAAAUUGCAAUGUUAUGCAAAUUUUAAGACUUUUUUUUCCACAGAUGUUUUUCCUUUAUAUUCUUUUGUUAUAAACUAAAUGAAAGAGAAAACUAUUUUAUAUUUGUAAUUGAAAUCUUAAGAAAAAUUGCUUUUGGAACGUGGAACAAAAUUGGAACUUUUAAUUAUUUGUAGAACAUUAUUGGUGCAUAUAUAAUAAUGGUUUCUUUCAACAAUAUUAAUAGAAAUUUUGAAAGAAUAUUAACACAAAUUUCGAAAUUUCGAUUCUAUUAAAAAUAGUAGAAUCGAAAUCUCAAACCAUUUUUUUAAAUGAAACAUUAAUAUAUUUUACACCAAAAAGCAUUAAAAAUAAAAAAUUGUUUGUUGCAUAUUUAAAAUAAUCAUUACAGUCAGUUUCCCAACAUACAACCAAUGCCAGUUUCACCAAAUUUGAUUUUUCAAGACUGCAUUUGCCAAUUUUCAAAUGUUAUUAACCAAUAAGAAAUUAGAUUUGAUUUUCCUUUAGUUAUCUUUGUUCCUUUUUAUUUAUUAUAAAUAACACAGCUAG